GCGACGAAAUGUCCUACGCGCUUGUUUCGCCGGUGAAACUGACUCACAUGGGUUAUGUAAAUACAGAGGGCAAAGUAACAGCACUUUACUCAGGUAAAUUAAUUAACCAUAUUUAUUAAGCGUGUAUAAUGCAUCGUGUUUUCUGCUCGCGAUGGGUUUUAUCAGGGCUGUCAGUGACAGCUGGCAUAGGCAUCGGAGCCACCUUGACAGCAGCCGGCGAUCGCCUUAACAAAAGCCGGGAUACGAGUCACAGCGGUGGACUACUGGAGCGCAUACCCGUCAUCCCGAUCCCGAGCGUCGACGCAGCGUCAGAGAUUACCCCGUACCAGCCGGGACAAGUCGCUGUAAAUAGAUCCACAGCUGUUAUGAAGUACGGCUUUCCUUCCCUGUCUAAUAUCAAGAGCAGGGAGUCUUACGUGACGUCAUACGACCCCAGAAACAGGACCGCAGCCUGGGUCAUAGAGCAGCUCAACGCCGAGACAGUUACCGGGACAUCGGACAGAAAGUUCUGCGAUUUUAAAGAGGACGACUCGGUUCAUGUUUACCACAGAUCGAGCAAUGCGGAUUACAAGGGCAGUGGGUUUGACAGGGGUCACCUGGCCGCAGCAGCCAAUCACAAAUGGAGUCAGAAAGCCAUGGAUGAGACCUUCUACCUGAGCAAUGUGUCUCCACAGAAUCCUCAUCUAAACCAGAACGCAUGGAAUAACUUGGAGAAAUACUGUCGCACUCUCACCAAGCAUUACCAGAAUGUCUUUGUAUGCACUGGACCACUCUACUUACCCCGACAGGAACCUGAUGGGAAAAUGUACGUGAAGUAUCAGGUUUUGGGAAAGAACCAUGUAGGCGUACCGACUCACUUCUUUAAGGUGGUGAUUCUGGAAAAGCCGAGAGGAGAUGUGGAGCUGCGGUCCUAUGUGAUGCCCAAUAUGCCUGUCGAUGAGAAGAUUCCACUAGAACGCUUCCUGGUUCCAAUUGAGAGCAUUGAGAGAGCAUCUGGACUGCUGUUUGUACCAAACAUCAUGAAGAGGACCAGCAGUCUCAAAGCCAUUACUGCAGGCUAGUGAGGAGUUUACAGUGACCACUGAGGGGGGAAAAGGAAAAUACCUCAAAAUGCUUCACUUAUGUCACUGUCAAACAUUCAUAAAGUUAUUGUGGAAAUUAUUUAAUUUUUAAUAUAUGUGGAAAAACUACUGAGAGAGAUCAUAUCAGUCACCAGCUGACGGUGUAAUUCUGUAUUAUUUAAUAGGGGAGAUUUUGUAUCAUUACUGUUUUUAGAUGUCAGCCAAAAUCGUGAUUUUUAACCGAGCCAAAACUGUGUGAAAUUAGCUUUUAAUUUAAACCGUGACAUGUCAUUUGUACCACUGGAAAUAAAACAAA
Molecule: messenger RNA, 1377 nt
Organism: Labeo rohita (rohu)
Lineage: Eukaryota; Metazoa; Chordata; Actinopteri; Cypriniformes; Cyprinidae
Gene: endog
Product: endonuclease G
Exons: 3
Coding region: 129-1061 (310 amino acids)
Biological process (GO): apoptotic DNA fragmentation
Cellular component (GO): nucleus; mitochondrial inner membrane
Molecular function (GO): RNA endonuclease activity; single-stranded DNA endonuclease activity; nucleic acid binding
Source: RefSeq, a predicted model, not a curated record